AUGUCCACCAGUUCAAGCAAAGCGGAAGAGGCAACGUCAAAGCCGAGCGUGGACGAGGUUGUGGAGGCGGCGAAGCAACGUGAUCCGGACCAGCCCGAGUUUUUCCAGGCUGUCGACGAGGUGGUGGCGAGCGUCAAGCCGCUCCUAAAGGAGCGGCCCGAGCUUGUGGAUGUUCUCGCGCGGAUGCUGGAGCCUGAGCGUGUGCUGCACUUUCGGGUUGCGUGGCAGGACGACGAUGGGAGGACAGAGAUCAACCGCGGGUUCCGGGUGGUGAUGAACACGGCGUGCGGGCCGGGCAAGGGCGGGCUACGGUUCCACCCGUCUGUGGAUCUCUCGACACUCAAGUUCCUUGCCUUUGAGCAGACGUUCAAGAAUGCGCUGACGGGUCUGCCGCUGGGGGCAGCCAAGGGCGGAUCGGACUUUAACCCGCGUGGGCGGUCGGACGACGAGGUCAUGCGCUUCUGCCAGGCGUUCAUGUCUGCACUCUACACCGAGAUUGGGCCGGACACGGACGUGCCUGCCGGCGACAUCGGAGUUGGGGCGCGCGAGAUCGGGUUCCUGUACGGGCAGUACAAGCGGCUGACGCGGCGGGCCGACGGCGCGAUGACGGGCAAAGGCUCGAACUGGGGCGGAUCGCUGGUGCGGCCUGAAGCAACCGGCUACGGGCUGGUGUACUUUGCGCGCCACAUUGUGGCCGAUGCCGACGAGUCGUUCGACGGCGCGAAGUGCCUGGUCUCAGGAUCGGGCAAUGUGGCGCUCCAUGCGGCGGCCAAGCUCAUUUCACUCGGCGCCAAGGUGGUGACGCUGUCGGACUCGUCGGGCGUCAUCCACGAGCCCGACGGCCUAACCGAGGACGGGCUGGCGUUCAUCACCGAGCUCAAGACCGUUCGCCGCGGGCGGAUCAAGGAGUACACCGAGGAGUUCUCCGAGUCGGCCGAGUACGUCGAGGGCGGCAAGCCGUGGCAGUUUGCCGGCGACUACGCUUUUCCGUGUGCGACGCAGAACGAGCUCGACGGCGACGAUGCUGCGGCGCUGGUCGACGCCGGCGUCCGCGGCGUGUUUGAGGGUGCCAACAUGCCAUGCACCGCCGAGGCCAUCGAAGCCAUCAAGUCUGGCAGCCUGAUGUACUCGCCGGGCAAGGCGUCCAACGCUGGCGGUGUCGGGGUCUCCGGCCUGGAGAUGGCGCAGAAUGCCGGGCACGUUUUCUGGGAUGAGGAGGAAGUCGACAGCAAGCUGCAGUCCAUCAUGGAGGACAUCUACACCGCAGCCAAGGACACAGCCGACCGGUUUGAUCUCGGCGGUGACCUGCAGGCCGGCGCCAACAUUGCCGGCUUUGAGCGCGUGGCCGAUGCCAUGGUUGCGCAGGGGGUGUGGUAA
Thecamonas trahens ATCC 50062 is the source of this 1377-nucleotide messenger RNA. RefSeq names its product glutamate dehydrogenase. The transcript has a single exon. Gene Ontology annotation, molecular function: L-glutamate dehydrogenase (NADP+) activity. Gene Ontology annotation, cellular component: cytosol. Lineage: Eukaryota; Apusomonadida; Apusomonadidae. The record is from RefSeq and is a predicted model, not a curated record. Bases 1 to 1377 code for a protein of 458 amino acids.